Molecule: messenger RNA, 928 nt
Organism: Oenanthe melanoleuca
Lineage: Eukaryota; Metazoa; Chordata; Aves; Passeriformes; Muscicapidae
Gene: POLR2J
Product: RNA polymerase II subunit J
Exons: 4
Coding region: 83-436 (117 amino acids)
Biological process (GO): transcription by RNA polymerase II
Cellular component (GO): RNA polymerase II, core complex
Molecular function (GO): protein dimerization activity; DNA binding
Source: RefSeq, a predicted model, not a curated record
GCGCUGUGGCGCCGCUAGACGCACGGAGCGGGCGGAAGUGACGUAGCGGAAGUGGAGUGGCGGCCGCCAUAGCAACGGCGGGAUGAAUGCGCCUCCGGCCUUCGAGUCCUUCCUGCUCUUCGAGGGCGAGAAAAAGAUCACCAUCAACAAGGACACCAAGGUGCCCAACGCCUGCUUGUUCACCAUCAACAAGGAGGACCACACGCUGGGGAACAUCAUCAAGUCGCAGCUGCUCAAAGACCCGCAGGUGUUGUUUGCAGGGUAUAAGGUCCCACACCCUCUGGAACACAAAAUUAUCAUCCGUGUCCAAACCACCCCGGAUUACAGCCCCCAGGAAGCUUUCACCAAUGCCAUCACAGACUUGAUCAGUGAACUCUCCCUCCUGGAAGAGAGGUUCAGGGUUGCUAUUAAGGACAAACAAGAAGGAAUUGAGUAAAAUACCCCCUUUGGAGCAGACUUAUUUCUGAGGCAGAAUGAUGUGUCUGUUAUUGGAUGAAAUAUUUAAACCUCUAUUCAUGGCAAAUAUUUUCCCCCUUGUCCCACUUCUGUUUUAAUUUUUGACAGCAGCAGCAAUAUUCUGAGUUUGGGUUUUUUUGUUUUUUUUUUUAUUAUAGCAGACAGGCACUUUUCCAAGAGGAUAAAUGCUGUGUUGGAUUUGGUGGAUAAGUCAAUAAAGUGAUUUUUAGUUUUGUAGUUGAAGCUUUAAGGCAAAUAUUUGUCCUGGGCUGUUGGGGAGGUUGUUGUGGGUACGAUUCCAGCAUGAGAAGCUGCUCAGUGACAGCUGGAGAUGAACUCUCUGCUUUUCCUGCCAAAAAGUCCAGGCACUGCUAGCUGAACUGGUAUUUUGUUUUAUUAAGUGUCAUUUCUAUAAAACAAAUGCACAAAUUGUGAAAACUUACAGUAAAAGAAACCGGAUGUUUACAAUGAA